Penicillium vulpinum is the source of this 2469-nucleotide messenger RNA. Its product is annotated as non-ribosomal peptide synthetase. Gene Ontology annotation, molecular function: phosphopantetheine binding. Lineage: Eukaryota; Fungi; Ascomycota; Eurotiomycetes; Eurotiales; Aspergillaceae. Gene Ontology annotation, cellular component: cytoplasm. Gene Ontology annotation, biological process: secondary metabolite biosynthetic process; amino acid activation for nonribosomal peptide biosynthetic process. The coding region runs from base 1 to 2469 and encodes 822 amino acids. The transcript has a single exon. The record is from RefSeq and is a predicted model, not a curated record.
AUGGCUCCUAUCCUGUUAGAACCCGCAACUGUCGAUUCCCAGUCCAGCCCUGCUCCACUGAAGGUAGCAGUCAAUGGUACUUCUACCGAGGGAGCUGACCUCACCCUGAAGGACCGUCCUUGGCGACUCCUACAUCUAGUUGAUACCCUCAACCCUCCGCCACCUGUUCAAGGAGAACACCCGGAUAUUCAUAUCCAGCGACUACUCCAAUUGGCAUGGGUUACCACGAUCAAAGCCUUUUCCUGCUCGACAACACUGUACGUUGGCCAAGACUAUUCAAAGGGUCAAUGCUACAUAGGCGAGGCGGCUCAUGGCUACUCAAAGCCGACCGUUCCGAUCCAUGUGGAUCCUCAUGAUACCAUCAUAGAUCUCUUCCGCGAGAGCAUUGAGGCAUUGGCUUCGUUAUCCAGUAACAGAGUCACGGAGAACGGCCAUCCCACUCAAGACCGCGAAGAUUCCGGCUUCAAUAUCACAAUCGUCUACCAGAAGCAACUGGCUGAGCGCCUCCUAUCUGGCAAUGAUACAUGUGUGGGCGAAUGCCAUGUCUGCUGUGGCUUACCGGCGAGAGAGCCAACGGAGGCAGACUCGAUAUUCUCCGGUCUCCGCCUUUCAAUACGACAUACCUCCGACGAUAGGUUAUAUGCUCGAUUGGAUGCUGGAAACACUGACAUUGGACUGCCAUUGGCUACAAGCCUCCUGAACAGUUUUAACCAGGCCUUGUCAUCAAUUGAUGGCUCAUCCAACCAGACAAUCUGUAGCCUCGAGUUAUGCUCUGCGCAAGAUUUUGACCUGAUUGCCCAAUUCACUAGAAACAUUGAGCCUGCCCGUGAUGCUCUCCUGCAUGAUCUUUGUUUGCAACACGCGACGACAACCCCUAAUGCUCCUGCUGUUCGCUCUUGGGAUGGGGAUCUGACAUAUCGCCAACUCGAGAACUUAACUUCUAGAUUGGCACAUUGGCUAGUGGGACAAGGCGUUGGCCCAAAUAUUUAUGUGGCUUGUGCCUUUUACAAAUCCACCUGGGCUAUUGUGGCCAGACUGGCUGUUCUUAUGGCUGGUGGUGCGUACAUCUGCGUUGAUGGCAGGGAUCCACCACCAUAUCUUGCAUCUGUCCUUGAACGUACCCAGAUAAAGAUCAUGCUCACUUCAGCUGGCUAUAAGCAAAACUUUGCGGAUCGGGUUGAAACACUAUUCGAGGUCAGCGCCGCUUCCGUUUCCAGCUUGCCAUUGGUGAAUUCGGUCCCUUGUUCUACUGUUACCCCCACCGAUCCCUGCCUUGUGCUCUUCACGUCCGGUAGCACGGGAAAACCCAAGGGAAUCAUUCAAGAGCACCGUAGCUAUGCCUCUGCGUUGACGGAUUACAUCCGAGCCAUGGACAUGGGUCCACAUAGCCGGAUGUUCCAAUUUGACUCCUACACCUUCGACAUCAGUAACAACGACUUUCUAACACCUCUCAUCGCUGGCGGAUGCUGCUGUGUUCCAACUAUAUCUCUGACGAUGGAGGCCCUGAUGAAUGACAUGAACGAUCUGGAGGGGAACAUGAUGUUCAUCACACCAUCAGUCGCCGUCGACAUGGAUCCCGAGCGCGUUCCCACUCUGGAGAUGAUGUGUAUUGGUGGCGAGCCAGUCUCAGACGCUGUACUGGCAAAAUGGCUGAACCGCGUGCAGGUCGUGAACCAGUACGGUAUGGGGGAGAUAGCUUCUCUGUGCGCAUAUAACCGCAACCUCCAGAUGGGACACGGGUCAGUGGUCGGUCGUCCCGCUACCGGUGCAAUCUGGAUCGUCAAUCCCGAUAACCCCGACCAGCUGAUGCCCGUCGGAGCCGUGGGCGAACUUCUCAUCGAGGGCCCUCAUCUCUCCAAGGGGUAUCUAGACCACGUAUCUGGAAAAUCGGAGAACUUCCUCUCUACACCACCAGUAUGGAUGGCCCAGCUCCACACCGAGAGGCCGAGUCACCGCUUCUAUCGCUCUGGAGAUCUAGGCCGGUACAACCACAAUGGGACGAUCGAGCUGAUGGGCCGCAAGGAUAGUAUGCUCAAGCUCGACGGCGCGCGCGUCGAAGCCGGACAAGUGGAAUACGCUCUCCGGCGCAACUUGUCCACCGGCGAUGCCGCCAUCGUGGACGUUCUCGGCACCAUCGACGGGCAAAGCGAUCCUAUUCUUGCCGUUUAUCUUUACUUGGCAAAUAACCCCAUGAACAUGGAGAACGGUCCGAUCGAAGAAAUGGAGUUCCGUCCGGUUAGCGAGAGGCAGGCUGUGCAUGCGCUCACCGAGUCUCUGAGCGAGGCGGUUCGACAAAAUUUGCCCAGGUACUAUGUGCCUGGGCUGUAUAUCCUUAUUGAUAGAGUCCCGCGCACGAAGUCGAAGAAGACAGAUCGACGAAAGCUUCACAUGUUGGGACAGGCUUAUUACAUGGAGCAUCGGGAUGAGCUGGAGGAUAUUACUGUCUGGUUGGACUGGAGUAAACUAUAA